GAAUGGAUGAAUGCAACAAUAGUUGAUCAAGGAAGGUACACAAGAAGGUGACAUACAACAAGGCUCUCACAUGGAAACGCUCACCAAGAAGUUGGUUUAAAUGCAAUUAUGAUGUUUCUUAGUCAGUGUUGAUAAGAUGGUUGGUAGGUUCCAAAACCAUAGCAGGGCCGUCUCAAAUUAAUUUUAGGCCCUGUUCAGAAAAUAAUUUAAUCGUACAUUUUAUCAAGUAAUUUUAAAAUUUAAUAAUUUUGUCUGAUUUUUUAAUUAUAAAUUCUAAAUUUAGCAUUAUAUCUAAAAUUUUAAAAUUUCUAACCAUAAUUUAUUUAUAUAUUUUGAAAAAUUCUUAAAUUUUUUAUUUUUAUAUUUUGGGGCCGUGUUCAACAGCUCCACUUGCGCGUGCUGUUAGACGGCCCUGGACCAUAGUACUGUUGAGGAGGCUGAAUUAUCUACACUAAUCUGGGCACUACAAUCUUGUUGGUCACUAGGAUACACACCCAAGUUGAAUUUGAAGAAGACAACCAAAACAUUUCUUAAAUCCUCAAUAUGAUGGUCACUGAUGUUCACCUCUGUUUGUAUAAAAAGAGAUCAGACAACCAAUGUGCAAAUGUUCUUGCUAGAAAGUACAUACAAUCUUCUGGUAUGUAGUCUUUUUGACAUACUUGUCCUUCUUCUUAAAAGAAUAUGUAGUUACUUACUAAUUUAGUGUAAUGAUAUAAAAUUGAAUUGGCAAAAAAAAAGUAUCAUUAAGUAAAAAGUAUUUGGCUAACUCAAAUACUAAAAUAGAGGAUACUAAAAUAGAGGUUUAGUUGACUCUCAAACUCAACUAAAGCACAUAAACAUUAACAACAACUCCACUCUAAUAACUCCACAUCCCAAUCACACAAUACCAAAUUCUCACAUGCUCCUUAUAUAAACCCAUUAAACCAUUCCUCAGUAAACAUCAACACACAUAAGCAACUCUAGAAUCCAAACUAAAUACCAAAAAUGGCCAAAACUCUUCACAUAACAAUCAUUCUCUUCCUCAUGGCCUCUAGUCUCCUCGCAAAUAUCGACUCCGCUAGACUUCUUGAUGAGAUCCAACCUCAGUCUCAGUUAGUCCCUACAGGCCAACUCCCCACCGUGGCUCCAACCGAAGCUGAGGAAGAACCUGCACCAUCAACUACACUCCCAGCUGGUCCAGCAGGGGGUGGACACGAGCCAUUACUCGAGUUCUUCAUGCACGACGUGCUAGGCGGGUCACACCCAUCAGCUCGUGUGGUCACAGGAAUAGUAGCACAAACCGAAGUGAACGGCAUACCAUUCUCAAAGGCCAGCAACAGCAUCUUCCCUGUAGACAACGGAGUCCCACUAGUCAACUCAAACAACAUCAACAGCGUCAUCAACCCAAACACAGCUCCACUUCUCACCGGCCUUGGCGGCGCUCAAACCACCACAGUGAUCCAAAACACCAACGGCAACUCCAACGACGCCCUCAGCACCAACAGCCUCCCCUUUGUAACCGCGGGAAACCUCCCUCCAGGUGCUGCGCUCCAGCAUCUCAUGUUCGGUACCAUAACCGUUGUGGACGAUGAGCUAACCGAGAGCCACGAGCUCGGGUCAGCGGUUAUAGGGAAGGCUCAAGGGUUUUACCUGGCUAGUUCAUUGGAUGGGACUAGCCAGACUCUUUCUCUGACUGUUCUGCUAGACAGAGAGCAUGAUCACCAUGACACUUUGGAUGAUGCCAUUAGCUUCUUUGGUGUUCACAGGACAGCCUCUCACGCCUCUCAGAUUGCAGUUAUUGGCGGGACAGGGAAGUUUGAGCAUGCUAAAGGGUAUGCAAUAGUGGAAACACUGCAUAACCAGAACAACCAGCAUAUCACUGAUGGUCAAGACACCAUCCUCCAUUUCAGUGUUUACCUCACCUACAAAGCUUGAGUGUUGACCAAGCUAUGAUUGCUUAUGCUUGUGGAUUUUAUCCUUUUGUUUGUAUUAAAUGAGACUGUUUCAAUCAAAAAUCUUGUUUCAUUCACACUUUGACAAAUGGGUACAAAUGUCACAGUAACUUUUAUAGCAAUGUGACUGAACUUUCUAAGAGGCCAAUCCUAGACCUGACAACAAAAACAAUUUUGUAUGCACAUCUCCCUUUGAUGAUGCAACAACAACAACUACUCUCUCACUAUUCUCAAUCAAAAUACAGAGAAUGCAAAAAAAAAAAAAAAA
Molecule: messenger RNA, 2199 nt
Organism: Brassica rapa (field mustard)
Lineage: Eukaryota; Viridiplantae; Streptophyta; Magnoliopsida; Brassicales; Brassicaceae
Product: dirigent protein 9
Source: RefSeq, a predicted model, not a curated record